Elgaria multicarinata webbii is the source of this 936-nucleotide messenger RNA. RefSeq names its product olfactory receptor 5V1-like. Gene Ontology annotation, cellular component: plasma membrane. The coding region runs from base 1 to 936 and encodes 311 amino acids. Gene Ontology annotation, molecular function: G protein-coupled receptor activity; olfactory receptor activity. Lineage: Eukaryota; Metazoa; Chordata; Lepidosauria; Squamata; Anguidae. The record is from RefSeq and is a predicted model, not a curated record. The transcript has a single exon. Gene Ontology annotation, biological process: detection of chemical stimulus involved in sensory perception of smell; G protein-coupled receptor signaling pathway.
AUGGAUGUCAGUAAUGAAACUGCUCCAUCAGAAUUCAUUCUUCUGGCAUUUUCAAAUCUCAGUGAAUGGCGUUUCCUUUUUCUUGGAUUCAUGCUCAUGAUCUAUCUUUUUAUACUCAUGGGGAAUUUUCUGAUCAUCUUCCUUAUCUCCUUGGAACCAAAUCUUCAAACUCCCAUGUACUUCUUCCUGGGCAACCUUUCUGUUCUGGACAUCUGCCAGACUACAACCACUAUUCCUCAGAUAAUUGUGCACCUAAUCUCAGGAAGAAGCACCAUCUCUAAUGAAAGAUGCAAGAUGCAACUCUUUUUUGUUGUUUUUUUCAUUGGCACUGAGACAAUCCUGUUGGCUGUCAUGUCUUAUGAUCGCUAUGUAGCCAUUUGCAACCCACUCCGCUACCAUGUGGUCAUGAAUCAGAAAAUUUGUGCCCAGUUGGUGUCAACGACUUGGUUGACAAGUUCACUCAAUGCCACUGUACACAUUAUUUUCACAUUUCGCUUGUCGUUUUGUGGUGUCCAUGAGAUCAAUUACUUCUACUGUGACAUUCCUCCUCUUGUAGCUAUCUCCUGUGGGGACAUAUCGGGAAGCAUUAUUGCAAUGCUGGCCACUAGCCCUGUAAUGGGCUUUGGACCAGCCAUGUGCAUCAUUAUUUCCUACAUUCACAUUAUCUGGAGGAUUCUGAAAAUGAACUCCUCAGCUGGGAUGAAGAAAGCCUUUUCUACCUGUGCUUCUCAUCUCACUGUUGUCUUGCUCUUCUUUGGUAGCUGCCUUUUUUCAUAUGUCCGGCCCAUCUCCAGCUACUCACUCAAUAAGGACAGGAUGAUUGCCCUACUGAACAACAUUCUCUCCCCUAUGUUAAACCCACUGAUCUAUACCCUCAGGAACAAGGAUGUAAAGGAGGCCCUGCAAAAAAUGAUGGUGAAGAAAUUGCUUUCCUGA